AUGGACUCGCACCACGAAUGUCGCAAAUACAUUACCUCUACGCCAAACAACAGCCAAACCAGAAGUCUCAAGCUCCUUGAUCUUCCCCGAGAGAUUAGGGAUCAGAUCUAUGGCUAUCUCUAUCAGCCAGUCCGACUAAGAUGGGAGCUUAACAAGCACGAUGUGCAUUGCGUAGCGAUCGAUGUACACAAGGCCCCAGUCCCAGCCGUGCUUCGAACAUGCACGCGCCUACAAGAAGAAUACCAGGAAUCACGACUACUUCGAAGUCUGGCAGCGACGAUAUCAACUACCCGGGCAACGAACCACGAGACUGCCGCGUUGACUGAUCUGCGGUGUCACGCUGUCGAAGGAUCAAUCAUCAUGCACGCCGAACCAGCCCCAAUUGAGCACGUUGCACAUCUUCUGGCAUCUAUCAAGGACCUUACUGUUCUGGUGAACAACAAGCGAUCCAUGACGGACGAUCCGACGAUAUGGAGCGAAGUGCGAACCCUCGAAUCACUGCUCUCUCCCUUUCACCAGACACUGACCACUGUUCGAGUGGGCAUUCAUCAGUGGCAGGACCCCAAUCCAUUGCAAAUGAAUUCUCGGCGCGAAAUAAAAACCUUUAUGGACCCGGACCUGAGUACCGCCAAGUUCAUGCCUACCCCAAACACGACAUUCGUAGGCAAACCCCUUGUUCAACAAGCAGCUGGCUACCGCCCGCAGCUCGUCCUCCUGCAGCCCCAUCCCUCAAAUCAGAAAGACCUCUUGGAGCGCUUCCAUCGCCACAAAACUGGUCUAUACGUCUACAGCAACGAGUCUCAUUUGCGACUUGUCAAGGACAACUUGUAUUGGAGUGACCAAGAAGCUGUUCAAUCGUUCCCGAUGAUCUGCAGUUGGUUCAAUAUGCAGAGAUCGAUGAGCCUGAAUUUGAGAGAUCGUUUCGAUGCGUACGGGAUUACGGAUGCGUGGAUUCAAACCGAGUAUGGACCAAACGUGAGGAGGAUGUUGGAAUGGCGGGACAAGAGGGGGUCAAACGCUGUUGAAUGGGAGACUUGA
This is a messenger RNA of Boeremia exigua, 1038 nucleotides long. RefSeq lists its product as uncharacterized. The record is from RefSeq and is a predicted model, not a curated record. The transcript has a single exon. Lineage: Eukaryota; Fungi; Ascomycota; Dothideomycetes; Pleosporales; Didymellaceae. The coding region runs from base 1 to 1038 and encodes 345 amino acids.